Octopus bimaculoides (California two-spot octopus) is the source of this 4024-nucleotide messenger RNA. RefSeq lists its product as uncharacterized. Gene Ontology annotation, biological process: regulation of transcription by RNA polymerase II. Gene Ontology annotation, cellular component: PcG protein complex; transcription regulator complex; nucleus. Gene Ontology annotation, molecular function: DNA-binding transcription factor activity, RNA polymerase II-specific; RNA polymerase II cis-regulatory region sequence-specific DNA binding. NCBI's taxonomy places the organism in Eukaryota, Metazoa, Mollusca, Cephalopoda, Octopoda, Octopodidae. The record is from RefSeq and is a predicted model, not a curated record.
UUGCAAAUUAUUUAAAAUAUAAAAAUAUAAUUUUCCACAGAGAGAAUUUAUCAAAAUAGAAAACAAAUGAAGUUUGAAGUUUAAAAAUAAUAGGAUCGACCACUCACGACUAGAUAGCGCGGACGCGCGAACUUUCGAGUAAUAGAUAGAUAGAUAGAUAGAUAGAUAGAGAGACAGACAGACAGACAUAUAGCUCGCUCCGGCCAGUCAUGGUAUUAGCUGUCAGUCGCCAAAGAAUCGACAGGCAUGCAGGCAGACAGACAGAUACUUCACUAGCAGGCAGCACUUUCACUUCUGACAGCUAAUAGCAUGAUAGUGCCAAAGAAGUAUAUAAAACAUGUUGGUUAACAAAUUUCGUUGAACGAGUACCAUCCGCUUUAUGGCAUCUACCCAAGCCGUGUACGAUCUUUUCGGAUCGCGCUGUUCUGUUAUACAUACACACACACAUACCCGCAUAUACGUACACACAUACAUACAUACAGGCGUAUAAAACAAAUGUCACUUCUACGCAUGCGCCAUAAGAGAACGGACUCCAAUUCCGUUCUUUUUUUGUCUCAUGUCUGAUAUUUCUCAUAUCUCUGAUGCGGUUGUAUCCAUAUUCUCCUUUAUAAGACAUUUCUUCAUUUUGCACUGCGGCCAUGCUGGAGCACCGCCUUGAAGGAUUUAGUCGAACAAAUUGACUCUAGGACUUAUUUUAUAAAACCUGAUACUUAUUCUGUCGGAAAAUGUUGCCGAACCGCUAUGUUACGGGGACGUAAACACGCUAACGCUGGUUGCCGAGCAGUGGUGGGGGACGAACACUGACACAAAGGCAUACACCCACACAGUAAUAUAAAUAUAUAUACGACGGGCUUCUUUCAGUUUCCGUCUACCAAAUCAACUCGGAAGACUUUGGUCGGCCCCAGGCUAUAAAAGAAGAUACUUGCCCAAGGUGCCAUGCAGUGGGACUGAACGCGCGACGAUGUGGUUGGGAAGCAGGCUUCUUACCGCAAAGCCACCCUGAAACUAAUUUACACAAGAAUAAGCUUAUCAAAUGACAUUUGUGAUUCAAGGAUUGCUUACAUGAGAUAUAUCAUCAGUAUUUAACAUCUUUUGAAGAUUAAAAGAAAAUGUUUUACAGAAAUGAUAUGAUCCAGAUUAUAUAAACCUGUGAUGAAUUACAGUAAAAUAUUUCAUUUGAACAGAGGUGAAUAGCAACAUUUUUCUUGCAACAUUUAGAUGAUACAUUAAGCUUGGACACAUUAGCGAAGAAGUUUUUAGCUGCUUCGAAUAUCAACAAAGAUCAGAGAUGAUGGGAGUAUAGUUGUAGAAAUAUUUGUUAAAAAUAAAUGUAUAACUGAAAAGAAAAAAAAAAAUUAAAGAUCUCUGUUAUAAUGAAAGUAGAAAAAUUAUGGAACAUACGUUAUGUGAGAAGAAAGAUGAAUUUAAAACACAAUGUAAAACUAUUAAUUUUCCUGAUGAUAUAAAGAAAGAGAAAAAGAAAACACCUUAUCAAUGUGACAUCUGUGGUAAAUCGUUCUCUGACAAAUGGCUUCUCACUAAUCACAAACGUAUUCACACAGGAGAGAAACCAUAUCACUGUGAUAUUUGUGGUAAAUCAUUCUCUCAAAGUAGUUACUUAAUUGUUCAUGUACGCAUCCACACUGGAGAGAAACCAUAUCACUGUGAUAUCUGUAGUAAAUCAUUCUCUGAUAAAGGAGCUCUCACUAAUCACAAACGUAUUCAUACAGGAGAGAGACCACAUCAUUGCGAUAUCUGUGGUAAAUCAUUCUCCCAAAGGAGCAACUUAAUUGUCCACAUACGUAUUCAUACAGGAGAGAAGCCAUUUCACUGUGAUAUCUGUGGUAAAUCUUUCUCUGUAGGAAGUAGCUUGACUAAACACAAACGCAUUCAUACAGGAGAGAAACCAUAUCACUGUGAUGUCUGUGAUAAGUCUUUUUCUGGAAGUAGUGAUUUGACUCUUCAUAAACGCUUUCACACAGGUGACAAGCCAUAUCAGUGUGAUAUCUGUGGUAAAUCAUUCUCACAAAAUACACACUUAACUGAACAUAGACGUAUUCACACUGGAGAAAAACCGUAUCAAUGUGAUAUCUGUGGUAAAUCAUUCUCUGAAAGUAGUCCCUUAACUCUUCAUAAACGCAUUCACACAGGGGAGAAACCAUAUCACUGUGAUAUCUGUGGUAAAUCAUUCUCCCGAAGUAGUGAAUUAUCUAGUCACAAACGUAUUCAUACAGGAGAGAAACUAUAUCUCUGUGAUAUUUGUGGUAAAUCUUUCUCUCACUCAAAUACCUUAACUACUCACAAAUAUAUUCAUACUGGAGAGAGACCCUAUCACUGUGAUAUCUGUGGUAAAUCAUCCUCAACAUCUGGUCAAUUUGCUAUUCAUAAACGUCUCCAUACAGGUGAGAAACCAUAUAACUGUAAUAUCUGUGGUAAAUCAUUCUCCAAGUCUGCUCAAUUCGCUAUGCACAAGUGUAUUCAUACAGAAGAAAAACCAUAUCACUGACAACUGUGGUAAAUACUUCUCUAAAGAAGGCCACUUAAUUACACAUACAUGUAUUAAUACAGAGUAGUGACUGUAUCAUUGUCAAUGUCCAUCAUCUUCAUCUAACAUCUGUUUUCCAUGCUGGCAUGGGAUGGACGGCUUGAAAAGAACUGGCAAGAUCAGGGGCUGCACCAAGCUGCAUAGUCUAUUUUAGUUUGGUUUCUAUGGCUGCUGCAAAGUGGUUAACAUUAGCAUGAGCAUUGGUGCCACAUAAAAAGCAUCCAUGCCAGUGCUGCAUAAAAGCAUCCAGUACAUUCUGUGAAGUGGUUGGUGUUAGGAAGGGCAUCAAGCUGUAGAAACCAUGCCAAGACAGACAUGGCAUGUGAACAGCCCUUCAGCUGGUCAACUGUAAAACCGUCCAACUCAUGCCAGCAUGGAAAAUAGAUGUUAAAUAAUGAUGAUGAUCAUCAUCAUCAUUAUCAUCCUCCUAUCAGAAAAUCUCUGCAAAAGCUGACAGUGCAGCCUGGCGUAGUGCUGUGGCUCACCUGAUCCUGUCAAACAGUCCAGCCCUUACCAGCAUGGAAAACGGGCAUCAGAUUGAUGACGAUAUAGUACUUAUAAAAUACCAAGGUUAAAAAUAUUAAUCUUAAUCAGCAAUUCAUUAAAAUCCAUCUCAUAAGAUAAACAUGGUAUAUAACCAUAAGCAUGGCUCAGUGGUUAGGGCAUUGAGCUUACAAUUGUGAGGUUGUGAGUUCAAUUCCUGAACAGACUGUGUAUUGUGUUAUUGAAGAAGAUAUUUUAUUUCACGUUGCUCCAGUUUUACUUAGCUGUAGCAAUGAGUUGUUGCAUCACCGGUGCCUAGUUGUAUCAGCCUUUGCUUUUCUUUUUGACAACAUCAGUGGCGUGGAAAGGGGAGAUGGGUGAUGGUUUUCCACAAAUAACUUUGCCUGGACUUGUGCCUUGGAGGGGAACUUUCUAUGUGCAAUCCCAUGGUCAUUUUUGACUAAAGGGGGGAUCUUUACUAACCAUAAAACCCUUUCUUUUAAUGUUUAAUUUAUCUCCCAGCAUAAAACUACCUUUGCUUCUAGGGGAUCUUAUUCAUGCCAGAUGCACAGUAACUUUGCUAGUGCUGAUGUCAUGAACGGAGCACCCAGCUGAAGACAUUGGCACUUAAAGCAGUCAUUGGACUUGUCAGAUCCUGUCAAAUUGUCCAACGCGUACCACUAUGGAAGAUCAAUGUUAAGAGACAGAGAUUCUGAAGAAUUGAUUCUGGAAAGAAGAUAUAACAGUGUAUGAUAUUAAUCUCCCAAUAUAUUUUCUAUAACUGUAUCUGUAUUGGUGAGAUAACUUCUGUAAUAUUUCUAAUAAAAUAAUUUCUUUAACAUAUUUAUAUAUAUAUAUUUCAUGUUAGAUAUUUUCUGAAGAGAGAAGAGAUGCCAUUGGUUUCAUUGACAUUGUGAAUACAAUAAAGGAUAACAUCACUGUACAGUUAUUGUGUUGGAAAUAAACAGUUAGAGACUCUGUUGUAUUCUGAUUAUA